Messenger RNA from Solenopsis invicta (red fire ant), 1300 nucleotides. RefSeq lists its product as uncharacterized. The record is from RefSeq and is a predicted model, not a curated record. Lineage: Eukaryota; Metazoa; Arthropoda; Insecta; Hymenoptera; Formicidae. Bases 221 to 1006 code for a protein of 261 amino acids. The transcript is spliced from 2 exons.
AAGGGUGCAUUCUCGUUUGUUGGGUCAAAAAAAUCGAAAUUUUUUUUUUUGCAUUUUUCGAUAGCUAUAAGUGUCUAGAAUAUCAUACUAAAAGGGCAAAUCGAAAUACGUAAUGGUUUAAAAGUUAUGAGCCUCCGAGCCAACCGACUCAAAGCAGGUAGAGAGCGUCGAACGGGUCGAGCGGCGCAGGUACAUAGCCGACUGAUCUUUCUAUCGGUAUAUGAUUUUCCUCGAAGUCCAAAAAAAGGAGUGCAUCAAUCAUGUGCAGAAAAGAAUGGGCUCAAGAUUACGGAACGUGAAAAAAAAGAACAAAAAAAUCGGUGGACAUGGUCCUGGAAAGCUCACAGACAAGUUAAUUAACGAAUUAACUAUUUAUUAUGGCCUUGCAAUUAGAAGGAAUCCGCAUGAUGUCGAGAAAAUGAGGAACGACGUGUGGGCAACAUUUUAUCACAAAAUGUCGACGAACGAAACGCCUCAGCACGAGCGUUGCCCAAGCGGACCAAAUUCAUGGUGUAAGUGGCGGCAAGCGGAAGCGGCUGGAACUUUGCAGUCCUACAAUCAUCCUCCUCCUCUCGAUUCGAAAGUGCAGGAAUUAAUUCAACCGAUUUACGAAGAUUUGUCAUCGCAAGAUUUGUUGAACCGUUGUUGCGGGGGAUUCACUCAGAACAACAACGAGUGCUUCAACAAAACUAUUUGGCAGUUCGCCCCAAAACACGUUUUUUGCGCCUCCAACAUCAUAACGAUUGCAGCAUAUCUUGCCACCUGCAUUUUUAAUGAAGGUUUUCAACCUAUUUUAAAAAUUAUGAGCAUCAUGGGAAUCACCAUCGGCCCAAAUGCCCACAAUUUUGCUUGCACUCGCGACCAACAGCGUAUUACAGAUGCGGAGCGGCGAUCGACAUAUCAGUCAGUGGAAGAAAGAACUGCCCGAAAAAACGAAAGAUUGCAAGAUCAAAUCAAUUUUGAGGAAGCCGAGGGUCUGCUAUAUGGUCCUGGAAUAGCUGAUUAGCUACGAUUUUUACGGCCUGUGGAAGAGUCGCCAGCGUGGUUCGUGUUUUGUGCACUGGCUCACGUUGUGUCGCGUUCUGCUCCAGGAUAUGCAUUAUAUAAUCUGUAGAUUUUUUAUAAACUUCUUCAAAGUACCAUAAUUAUAACUGAAAAAGUUUCGAGAACCUAUGUUUAUUACUUUUGCCAAAAAAAAUUCCUGAAAAUUGCCUAUUUUUUGACCCAACAAACGAGAAUGGACCCUUAAUAUCUCUGUGUUCUCAUAGCCCCGAGAAGAGUUCUAACUUUUAUCAUAAUC